Messenger RNA from Engraulis encrasicolus (European anchovy), 2071 nucleotides. It is a transcript of the gene rassf3, whose product is annotated as Ras association domain family member 3. The transcript has 7 exons. Gene Ontology annotation, cellular component: cytoplasm. The record is from RefSeq and is a predicted model, not a curated record. Lineage: Eukaryota; Metazoa; Chordata; Actinopteri; Clupeiformes; Engraulidae. Bases 243 to 1559 code for a protein of 438 amino acids. Gene Ontology annotation, biological process: signal transduction.
UGACUGGCUCGCGGGCUGGAGGCCUCGAGGCAGCUCGGGGUAGGAGGAGGAGAAGAAAAGAAAGGAAAAGAGGAGGAGGAGAUGAGAUGGUAUCAACGUUGUCUGCUGUGGCUCACCUGUGGGAGUUGAGGUGAAACACUUCGCUCUGUCUGUCCAAGUCACGGAAUUCCGUGCGCAACCGGGAGCACCACGUGCUGCCUUAGUUUACGUUCUAACCGAGUGGAUUAAUAUUUGCCACUAUAAUGCAUCAGAGUGGGAAGUACUCUCCGACGCGAUACAUCGCAGUGGUAUCGCCUUUAGCGGUGGCGCUAUUCCACAACUCCACGGCAGUUCAAGAGCGCAACACAAACACAGCUGAUAAUAGCAAGGAUUCAGCUCGGGACCUACCGACUGCCGAGAAGGAAUUGCCGAAUAUUAAGAUGCGGAACUCCAAAGCCAGAGCCGUGAAGGCUGUGAGUCCAAAACCGCAAAAGAGAGAAGAAAAGCACGACUAUCAGAAGAGGAGAGAAGACAAGAAGGAGGCUCCGAGUCAGACACCUGUUGCGCCGAACAAACCUGCUGAGGAUAUUAGCGCAGGUGGCGGCGGCGGCGCUCAUCACAGACCCCGAAAACGGAGUUUCAGACCCCCGGACGUCCGGACCAUCUUCCAACCGGCCAAGAAGAAGGACCCCCGCGUAAAGGAGGAGCGCGGCGAGGGCCACGCGUUUGAGCCGGACACCCCGCCAGCCUUCUGCGACGUCUGCUGUCAAACCAUCUUCCAGGAACGACUUACAUGCACAGGCUGCAAGUACACGUGUCAUGCGCAGUGUCGGGAGCGAGUGAAUCUGGACUGCCACCCUCACGGCGCCCCCUCUGACGGCCCCCAGAACUGCAGCUCUCAGGACCAACUCAACAAUAACCAGCACACACAACAUGAUGUGGAGAAGGAUAAGGAGUUGCGAACUCACUUCACCAGAGAGGAGAUUCAGCACAAGGUCAACCUGUACAACGCAGCCACCAGAGACCACCUGAAGAUGACACUGCACCCCAGUGGUCUGUAUACCGGCUUCAUCAAGGUGCAGCUGGAGCUGAGAAGACCCAUCACCGUACACAGCGGAGGAGGAGGAGCAGGAGGAGGAGAGAAGAAAGGAGGUGGGGAGGCGUUCUACCUUCCCCGGGGGGCGGUCAACACGCUCCACGUCAGCAGCUCCAACACGGUGGCCCAGGUGAUCGCGGCGCUCCUCAACAAGUUCACCGUGGCCGACAACCCCGCCAAGUUCGCCCUCUACAAGAGAUGCAAACGAGAAGAGCAGGAGUACAUGUGUAAGCUGGCGGAGGAGGAGCAGCCACUGUUCCUGAGGCUUCUGGCCGGACCCAACACGGACACACUCAGCUUUGUACUGCGCGAGAAGCAGACGGGAGAAGUUAUGUGGGAUGCGUUCUCCAUUCCGGAGCUCCAGAACUUCUUGCGUAUCCUGGAGAAGGAGGAGGCGGAGCAUCUUCAGAACAUAACGGACCGCUACAGCCGAUACCGACACAGACUGGAGGAGGCGCUGCAGAGCACACACACAGGGGACUAGAGACACACACACACACACACACACACACACACACACACACACAUUUGCACACACUGGACUUUUGGAACACACAUGUAUAUGACUUGAGAUGGAGAAGAGAGGAGAGGGGAGGAGGAGAGAGAGACUCGUGAACACACAGAAGGAAGAUUUUGGAGUUUGUGGAGCGUCGGAGAGGAGCCUUUGAGAGGUGUGUGUUUGCAGUUCCCUCUCCUGCUGAUGGACUCAACUGUUCCCAUGGAAACUCAACGGUUCCGACUCAAAUCACUCGGAACUCGGAGAUGCAUCAUGGGAACCUGAAUCGGUCUCCAGGGCAACGGGGCUUGUCUGUCCCACUCAGCACCACCGGUGCCAUAUCUCACUUCACUUUUACUGUCUCUCUCUAUCGCUUGUUUCUCUCUCCCUCUCUAUCUCUUUGUCUCUCUCUCUCUCUCCCUCCAGUAUUCUAUUGUAUACAUUUUUAUUUGUAUUUUUUGUUUUGUUUUGUUACCUCUUAAAAACUUUAUGAGAAUCAA